Astyanax mexicanus (Mexican tetra) is the source of this 4098-nucleotide messenger RNA. It is a transcript of the gene itgae.2, whose product is annotated as integrin, alpha E, tandem duplicate 2. The transcript has 32 exons. Gene Ontology annotation, biological process: integrin-mediated signaling pathway; cell-matrix adhesion; cell-cell adhesion. NCBI's taxonomy places the organism in Eukaryota, Metazoa, Chordata, Actinopteri, Characiformes, Acestrorhamphidae. Bases 82 to 3447 code for a protein of 1121 amino acids. Gene Ontology annotation, molecular function: integrin binding. The record is from RefSeq and is a predicted model, not a curated record. Gene Ontology annotation, cellular component: external side of plasma membrane; integrin complex.
ACUUGGUGCUUGCAGCAAAUUCAUUAUCUGUUACUGCCGACCACAAUGAGAAGUUGGUUUCUCAGUCUGCUGCCCUAGCAAAUGAAGUAUCAGUCACUUCAGUUGGAUUAUCUCAGCAAGAUGUUUGCAGCAUUUCUCCUGGUGACAGGGCUAUGCACCACGGCAGCAUUCAACAUAUUCACAACGCAGGUAGAGACCUUUACAAACAUUGAUCCACGGUUUGGACAGACCAUAGUCAAGUCAAGAGAUGGAGUUUACGUCCCUACCAAAGGAAAGGUUUUCAAAUGUGUGCAGGACAGUGAGUGUGUUCUGGUGAAUGAAAUCGAAAUGAAAGGCCUGAAACCAAUCGUAUCUGUAUCAUCUAACUUGACUGAAGAGGAAGAGCAAUUCCUGGUUUGUAAUCAAGUUCGGACCCGGAACGGCUCUGCUGAGUAUUUCAAUGGACUUUGUGUGCACAUGAUUAAUGAGGAUAAGCAGGCUGACAUCAAUCCUUCCAAGUUAGUCUCACAGCAACAGCAAAAAAAUGCUUUGAAGGGUGCCAAUGAGAAUAAAACAGGUCACUCAAGGCGGAAAAGGCAGGCUGAGCUAAAUGGCGAUGACGAAGAAGAAGAUGAAGAAGAAGACGCUGGGACGGAGAUUGCUUUUGUACUGGAUGGUUCUGGGAGCAUUGAACCUGAGGAUUUUGUUCGGGCCAAAGACUUUAUGUCUGAUGUGAUGAAAAAUGUUUGGACGACCUGUUUAACAUGUAAUUUUGCAAUAGUGCAGUUCGGAUCUGAAAUAAGGACAGAACUCUCAUUGAUGGAUAAUGAUGAUGGAGAAAAGGCCUUGGAUAAGGUGAAAAACAUAAACCAGAUAGGCAAGCUGACCAAGACUGCCUCAGCCCUCUACCAUGUUCUGACAGAAGUGUUUGUUCCUGAACACGGGUCAAAACCGAACGCCACAAAAAUGAUUAUCGUAUUAUCUGAUGGAGAAAUGAAAGGAAUCCAGCCGAGGAAUCUCUCAUAUGUCUUGGAAAUGCCGCAGAUGAAAGGAGUUCUUCGCUAUUCCAUAGGGGUUGGAUCUGAGCUUCUGAACAGUAAAAAAGCAAUAAAUGAGAUGACGGAGAUAGCUGGUAGCAAAGACAGAUUCUUUAAGGUUUCUGAUUACGCAGCCUUGAACACAAUUCUUUCUAAAAUAGAAAAAAGCAUAUUUGACAUUGAAGGCAUUAAUAAGGGUGCAGGAUUUCAUUUUGAACUUGCAGAAGCUGGAUUCAGCUCUCAUCUAACUCACGAAGGGUCAAUGCUGUUUGGGGCGGUGGGGGCCUAUGACUGGAGUGGGGGAAUUAUCCUGAAAGGGAAGGAAGAAGAGAGUGUGACAUUUUUUAAUGCAACUACUGAAGAACCGAGGUUUUCUUAUUUGGGUUACAGUGUGACAUCUGGACGCAUGGGUAAUGAAAACCUAUACAUAUCUGGAGCUCCCAGGUACAACUUGACUGGUGCAGUCUUUAUCUUUAAUGGAACCGAUCAGGAGUUGAUUCUAGGAGAUCAGGUUGGAUCUUACUUUGGAUCAGUUCUUUGUGCCUUGGACAUUGAUAGCGAUCAGGAGACAGAUUACCUGCUGGUUGGAGCCCCACACUUUCAUAUAAAAGGGGAAGAAGGCAAAGUGUUGGUGUACAAACUUCAUGAAGGGAAGUUUCAGAGAGAAGAUUAUGUACUGCAAGGAACAGGGAAACACAUCUACGCCAGGUUUGGCUCUGCCAUAGUCGAUAUUGGAGAUAUUGAUGGGAACAAAUUCAGAGACGUGGCAGUGGGAGCUCCUCUGGAACCAGCAGAUGAGCUGACUGAUGUUUCCGGAGCCAUUUACAUCUAUAACGGAUUUGAAUAUGGGAUAAAGCAGCAGUUUUCACAGAGAAUUGCAGCUUCUGGUUUUGAGAUGAAACUUGUACAUUUUGGUCAGGCAGUGAGUGCCAUGAUGAAGAAAGAAGAUUCAGAAAGAGACAAGAACAAUCUUUUACUCAGUGUUGGGAGUCAAGGGGCUGUCACUGUAUUAAAGACAGUUCCUGUCAUCAUUAUCACACCAAAAAUAACACUUGGUCUAACAGAGAUUUCCCCUGAUAAGCAGAACAAUGAAAAAUCAAGCCAAAUCGAGUCAUUUAUCCAAAUCUGCUUUGAUGACAAAAGGAAAAGAAUUGACAAUGAUGAAGAACUACUCAUUGAGUAUCAAAUUGAUUUGGACUUCGGUAAAGAAGAAAAACGACUAAUUUUUGUUGAACACCAUGAAAAGCAAACCAGAUUCACUCUGACAAAAUAUAAAAACUGCAUAAGCAAAAUAAAUGUUAAAUAUAUGGGCUGCUAUGACUGUUUUUCACCUAUAAAAAUAAAGGUACAAUUUGAAUUGCCCUCACACACUGAGGGAAUCCCUGUGCGAGUGCUUGAUGCUUUUAGUCCAACGGAGUUCACAAAAGAGAUUGAGUUCCAAAAGGAGUGUAAUAUCUCAAGCUGCCAGCCAAAAUUUUCAUUAGAUGGUUCAAAACUAAGCAAUGGCUUGAUCAUAAUUGGAUCCUCUCAAUCCUUGGGUAUAAUCUUUGAUCUUCAAAACUCUGGGGAAAGCUCGUAUAUCACAACUCUGACUCUGACUUAUCCUAACAUACUACAGGCAAAGAAAAUUGAGGGCGGAUCAUGUGAGAUGAAAAAUGAGGACCUUCAAAUAAUAUGCAAACUCUUACAUCCUGUUUUUAAGGGAGGUGCACAAACCAAGGUCGCAAUCGACUGGCAGCCGAUUAACAGCAGAAAGUCAGACCUGACCACUGGGACGAUCAGAGCUGUUUUAACAGGAGGAAAUGCUGGCACUGAGAUCCUGGCCUCUAAGGAGUAUGAUUUUGUAGUGAGGAAUGCCCUAAAACUUCAGCUCACUGGCACAGCUUCACAAAACAUUUUCGCGAUUGAAGAAGGAAAAGAAAGCCCAAAUAAGGACCCAAAAGUGCUGCAGUUCACUUUUAAGCUACUGGGUGACAACAAGUACAAGGCUGAAAUACAUGUGAUGAUAACAAUAGAAAAGAAAACACAAGACAUAAAACUGAUCAUCAAGCAAGUUCGACCUCAAGAGCAUUGUAAAACACUGUCUGGAGAACAGAACGAGAGCAACCUUCGUGUAGAAUGCAUUCUGACUGAAUUGCAAGACAUUACCAUCAACACUGAUGUCAUUAUUAAUGACAUUAAGAUUACUGAGAGGAUCACUGCCAAAGCAGAACUCAGCUUUAAUGAGAGCAUCUACGAAGGACAAGACAUGAGGAAGAUGGAAAAGGUGGAAGUGGUAGUUAUCAAGCAGAAGAUUGUGAAAUCAACUGCAGUAAUUGCAGGUGGCUCCGUUGGGGGGUUUCUGCUGUUAAUCAUCAUCAUCAUUGUUCUUAUAAAGUGUGGCUUCUUCCGUCGACGGCAUCAUAUGGAGCGUACACAGAGCACACACUGAGAGCUGUCAAUUGUCAGCAUGACUAUACCAGAUUGUUAUUAUAUUUUAAAUAUUGUGACUUUUUAUAUAUUGUAUCACUAGUCACCUCUUUAUGUUAUGUUUUUAGAAGCAGCCUAAACUAAAUGUCAUUCAUUUGUUUCAUUUUUUAUUUUCUCAUAUUUUAUAUUUAUAGACUGAAGUGUAAAAUUUUAAAAUUGAAUCUUUUAAUAAAAUUUGAAUAUUAUUUUUUCUAUCUAUCAAAUAAGAUGAGACCUGAAAAGACAAAACUCUGUGUACUUAAGUACUGCAAGUACUUUAUUGUACUACUUAAGUACUGAAAGUACAAGUACAGUAUUGAUAUAGAUAUUGAUAUAGAUAUUAUUGAAAGCAGUCAAAAGUAGGGAGGCAGCAGUGUGAAAGGCAGAACGGGAGCAACAUGUCUUCUUAUAUGACAGCUUAAUCACUUGAUUCACUCAGUGAUUUUUAUCAAACCCGUAUUAAACAUAUCGAAUUAUGUAUUAAAGUAAAAGAGUACUACUUUGUUACUAUACAUACUCCUUUACAGUUUCUUUAUGUAUUUUUUUUAUGCAUUCAUAUUUUUUAUUUAUUUAAUUUCUGGAAAUACAUAGAAAAAACAUGCAAAUUUGCAAAUAAAUAAAUGCAUAAAAAGUG